AUAUAUCUGAGAUUUCUUCUGGCUUUCCUCCUUUUAGAAAUGUAUCACUCACUCCAAGCAAUUCACACACCUGGGGAACGUCACUGAAACAACAAAGUUUGAGAAGAUGGCGGAGAGUUGUAAGAAAAGUCUGGAGGUCCUGAAGCUGGCUCAGUCCAGAGGUCUUCCUCCCCCUAAACAUCACUUUGAGGAGAGAUCAUUUCACACUGUCAGGAUAUUUCCAGAGCUGAGCAGCACUGACAUGGUUGUUACUAUUGUCAAAGGGAUGAAUCUUCCAGCUCCUAGUGGAAUCCAAACAAAUGACCUAGAUGCCUUCGUCAAGUUUGACUUCCCCUACCCCAGCACGGAGCAGCCGCAGAAACACAAAACAGUGGUCAUCAAGAACACUAACUCCCCAGAAUAUAACCAGAGUUUCACCCUGUCAAUCAACCGGAACCACCGCGGCUUCAGGAGGGUGGUGAUGUCUAAAGGCCUCAAACUGGAGCUGCUGCACAAAGGGUGAGUCACAGAAAGCUGCUCACGCC
Messenger RNA from Micropterus dolomieu (smallmouth bass), 524 nucleotides. RefSeq names its product coiled-coil and C2 domain-containing protein 1B-like. Lineage: Eukaryota; Metazoa; Chordata; Actinopteri; Centrarchiformes; Centrarchidae. The record is from RefSeq and is a predicted model, not a curated record. The transcript has 6 exons. Gene Ontology annotation, molecular function: RNA polymerase II cis-regulatory region sequence-specific DNA binding; DNA-binding transcription repressor activity, RNA polymerase II-specific. Gene Ontology annotation, biological process: regulation of transcription by RNA polymerase II. Gene Ontology annotation, cellular component: nucleus. The coding region runs from base 107 to 502 and encodes 131 amino acids.